AUGACCUAUCGCCUGCUUGGGCGACUGUUCGUCCGCAAGGGCCAGUGGGAAAAUGCCGAGGAGUACUAUUUCAGAGCAAAGGAAACUCUGGAAGCUCUAGAAUGCAGCCAGACAGUGCAGUAUGCGCAGCUGCUGGUGGAUCUGUUCACCACCACCGGCCGGCAAGAGUUUUUGAACACAGCGAGCGAGCUGUUUCAGAGCUUGAACGCAGUCACCCAUGAAGAUUACCCAAGGGUUCUGAAGCACCUGGGCUCGCUCAAAGUGCAUACAGGACACUACCGCGAAGCCAUAGAAUUCUACGAGCUGGCAGCGCAAUGCUAUGAGCAGCUGAAGCUGGAGAGGAGUCCAGGCUAUGCGGACUUGUAUGCCAAUAUUGGCAAAGCCAAGUGGGCCAUGGGUGACGCGGAUGCCGCAAAGGCAGCCUACGACAAGGCCGACCACAUCUAUGCGGUCAUCGGAGUCACGGAGAGCCCUGGGUACGCAGAUCUUUUGGUAAAUCGCGGCAUGAUGCUGACUGAUCUCGGCGACUUUGCUGCGGCCAUGCGGUUCUACAAUCAGGCUCUUGCCAUCUACCAG
Molecule: messenger RNA, 576 nt
Organism: Symbiodinium pilosum
Lineage: Eukaryota; Dinophyceae; Suessiales; Symbiodiniaceae
Source: the annotation of a GenBank genome assembly